Messenger RNA from Komagataella phaffii GS115, 702 nucleotides. RefSeq lists its product as hypothetical. The record is from RefSeq and is a predicted model, not a curated record. Bases 1 to 702 code for a protein of 233 amino acids. The transcript has a single exon. Lineage: Eukaryota; Fungi; Ascomycota; Pichiomycetes; Pichiales; Pichiaceae.
AUGGUUAUGAAAAUUUUGAUGAAAGUAGUCCCCAAUAGCAGACCUGGAACUUCUGGCAGCGCCCAAAGGAAGAAAUCUAGCAAGAAUGAGCCCCAGGCAUCACACACUGUCACUGAUGCAAGACCUCCCAUUGCGUCCACUGUAGGAUCCACAACUGAAUCAACAAUAAGUAGCUUCCCAUCUAGACAUUGGCUAAAACCACUUCCUGCAAACUCAAACAUCCCUCAACAGUCAAAUUUUAUCGGUCUAACUGCUGAGUCUCCCCUCGUAUCUGAUGCCAACUCCAGAGUUGCUAGUGAAGUUUCUCAUAACUCCGUCAACAUCAAAACUCCAUUGAAUUACGAAUCAAUACUAGUUCCGGCCCCAGAUGUAUCUGGAAGUCAGGAGGAUAAUGAUUCUUCUAUUGUCAAUGAAAAUCCUGGUUACGGAAGAGUUAGAAAAAGAUGGGGAUUAUGGAGAUCAAGAUCUCCACACUCAGUCGAUGAGGAAGCCGACUCCCUAGUGGAUUGUUCGGGUCCCAACUGGUUUGUGCAAUUUUGUUCGGAGCACAAGAAAUUGUUAAGUAGCCUCUCAGUCGGUGCUUUCCUUUUAACGUCUUUCGUUCUAUAUUACACUGGAAACUAUGGGCUGUUGAUGUACGUUCUGAGAGCUUUAUUCUGUUACCUUACAGCAAAUGCUAUCACUAAUCUGUGUAGAACUUGA